Pogonomyrmex barbatus (red harvester ant) is the source of this 4607-nucleotide messenger RNA. It is a transcript of the gene stumps, whose product is annotated as DBB domain-containing protein stumps. The record is from RefSeq and is a predicted model, not a curated record. Gene Ontology annotation, cellular component: cytosol. Gene Ontology annotation, molecular function: fibroblast growth factor receptor binding; transmembrane receptor protein tyrosine kinase adaptor activity. NCBI's taxonomy places the organism in Eukaryota, Metazoa, Arthropoda, Insecta, Hymenoptera, Formicidae.
GCCAGAUGCGUGGGUGGUGGCAGUGAAGAAGAGAAGGAGAGCGCAAAACGAGCGAGCGAGCGAUCAUAUGGUAGCGCCGACGAUGGGACUCCCUCCUGGUCUAGCUUGUCAGUGCUUCAUGAAGUGUUGUGCCGUACCCGUGCAAGAUCUCUGACCGAGCACGACCCUGACGGAACCCGCGAAACCUUCGAGUCCCUAGACUAUAACUGGGAAGUUUAGAAAAAAGCCACGCGCGACAUCGCUUCCUAGCGAGUUUCUCUUCGAGAUAGAUACGAGAUUCGAGAUAGACGAGGUAGAAGUGAUAACAAAGCAUGAAGGAGAAGAAGAUACCGCUGUCUUAACAUUUGCUUUGUGAUCAAGUGAAUAGAAUAGCAUCAAGUUUCGAUCAUCAGUGAUGAAUCUUAAUAGACUAUGUUAAUAAGUGUCAAAUAUAUAUAUAUAUACGUUAAAUAAUCUUGAUAAACAGAAUUAUACUGUUCCGACGUUAAUUGUUAUGCGAUAAGAAACACCUAAAGCUACCGAUCGAUCAUCUCGGUACAUAAUAUAAUAUCUAAUUUAAAAUCUUUUCACCCCGAUCGAUAAAUAAGACUGUCCUAAAUCUGCAAUCUUCACGAAGAAAUAUUUUAUUAAAGUUCUAAAUGUAUAUAGAAAGAUGUAUGAAGUAAAUACAGAUUAUAAAUCACAGAUGAACUGUACGAAGAAGAUAUUAUGUAUUACGUGCAAUUCAAAAGAAGAAGAAAAACAGAAAAAAGAAAAAAGCAAAUGGGAAUUGGCAAUUCUUCGCGAAAAAUACAGUCACAUUGUUUAGUAGUAGUGUUGAAAUGAAGUGGAUUGCUGUUCGUUGCAAAUUCUUUCUGAAGUAACAUCUGUCAAGAAUCAUCUCAAGCAAAUUAUAGAACGAACAAAAAUUGAACAACGAAGACAGCAUUAACGGUGAAAUAUUGAAGAUACCCUUGGCAUUCACCUCGCAUUUCCUCUUCCAGAAAAAGUCAUCAUGGCAGUCGAUAAUCCGUCAUACUUCUCGCUGUCCGGUGGGGCAUCGUCGUCGACGAAACCGACAACGACGGCGACGACGGCGACGACGACGACGACGUUGGUAUCCCCGACAUCGCCCAGGGGUUUCUCCGCUUUAUUUCGCCGGAGAGCCUGCAAAAUGGGCGCGGCUUCGUCUCAGGGUGGCGUCCUGAUCUCGGAGUCCACGUCCAACGCGUUGAUGCUUCACGAUGGUCGCGGUAGCGCGUCGGGCACAUCGACGCCAUCGACGCCGAUAGAGGAACGUGUUCCGAUGCUAUCGCGAAACGGCGCGAUCCAUCCCGGAUGCGGCAAGAGGAGAAGCUUCCGCAAUCUCUUCCGGUCCGUGAGCGCGAAUGCGGAUCACGAGAAGACACAAAAGUUCCUCAAAGGUGACCCAAGACCGUCCGACGUUGCGCCACCGUCACCAUACUUACCUCACAGAUCACAUUCGCACUCCGAGAAAGAUCGGCGUCAUCCUGGCCGACCUAGGAGAGUCCUGAAAUCUGCCAGCGAACUUCUGUCCAACGAUAUGGUGUAUUGCGGUUUAACGGGCAAUUCCAAAGCUCGUAACGACGAUGAUGACAACAGCAACGACGAUGACGAUACCGCAGAAGUCUUCUUUGGCAUGGACGACGCCAGAUAUUACAAUGUUUCCUCAACUCUUCCCUCAACCGCCAAUCGAAGAAGGCACUCGAUCGGUACUUUUUUCGGGAAAGAAACAGGCGCAUCCGGUAAUGUCGUAGCUCCUGGAAGAACGGGAGGACCCAGGAAUCUAUUGGAAACAGAUACAAUGGCAACUCUAUGCGUCGACAAUAUCGAUGGCGUGCAUUGCAACGAGGGCAAACAAUUAUCUAGCAACAGAACCAGACGUAAAAAACACAAGAGCUCGUCUAAUAAAGGGUCGCAUUCAGCUACAGCUUUAUCAAGGGACGGACACGCAGAGGAUGAUGUCGUCUUCGUUUCUAGUAAGGAAAGCGAAGCUUCUAAUACAUGGGUUAUCUACCUCACCGCGUGUUUUGAGCAAAUCAGUCGUCAGCAAGGGCGACCUCCAUUCAAAGUACGUCAUAUCGCGAUCGAGGAGCCGAUAGCAUUGAAGACGGAAGAGAAGAUCCGAUCUUCUCGCCUACAAAUUGUCAUCGUGUGCCCAAUAUUGCUGGAACGUGUUCGACUUAGCCCGGAACACGCUGUUCAUCUAACCAACCAUCUGGUCGCCGAGAAAGUACUGGCAAUGAUGCUGGGCGUUCAUGAAAGUCAUAUCAAUGAUAUACAUAGGUCUAGCCUGAUUUCUUACGAUCAGUGGAGAAAAUUUUUCACUUUUGGUUUUAAUUCUACUGAUCGAGAACAAUUGGACAAUUGGAUGGUUCACGCAUUUCAGAAAAACAUCCCUCCUCAUUUCAAUCUCUUAGCCACUCCAAACGGAAUGGUGCCUGCCCAUAAAAAUUACACGAGUCCAGAAGAGAAUCCGACGUUGCUACAUUUCGCCGCGCGAUUUGGCCUAGAGAAACUGGCAUGGCAAUUAUUGGAAUGUCCUGGUGGCGAUCUGGCAUGCGACUUGAGAAAUGUUUCCGAGUUGACACCAGCCGAUCUCGCUGAACAAGCCGGACACACAAGACUGGCCCAUCAACUACGGGGCUACAUGCAAAUGAACGAGUUCACCAACAUGUAUAGCUACCUCAAAGUCAUAAGCCAAACAACGAACCGAUCAACAGGAACGGGUUCAACCAUGGAUGUCCCAUCAACAAUCGCGAGUGAAAUCAGUAACGAAAAAGAAGAUUAUUGUCAACCAAGGCCUUUGAACGAGGCUUAUUUGGUACCACCGAUCGCGAGACCAGUAACGACUCUGAUCCCGAAUUUACAAACGACGAGCAUCUCUAACACAUUCACGAAUAAUCCCUUAGCUGCGAAUUAUUCGAUCGUACCAACGCCUACGCCAGUAAUUAAUAACCAGUUGCCGUCCACACCCACGACCUCAGUCACGUCAAAUGGAUUGGAUAUGUCAUUCCAAGGUUACAUGAAAAUGCAUGCCACCGAUUAUUCUUCUUCUGCGAAUUCUUUUCAUCAUAAUCUAAUUGGUUCAAAACCGAAUACAACAAAUUUACCACCGUCCCGAACGGGCACUCCUACUCAAAAUAUUCGCCAGGAAUGUGUUCAAAAUCCCUUGGGAGCACGAGAAGACAAUUGCAGUCAGAAAAUAUCAUCCCAAAAUCAUCUCUAUGGCAGGACGUCGUCCAACAGCAGCACCAAAUCCCGGGAGCCAUCAGGUCCUCAGGACGAGCUCUUGGAGAUCAUUAACGACUUCAAAAACAACGUUUUUACUAUAUCCGAAGUGGAAAGGCUCGUUGAAAAUUGGCAGAAACGAAACGAUGUUCAGCAAAGUUUCAAAGACAAACAGCGACAGCUUAUGGCAAUGCGGGAGGAAUAUGACAGGAUACAGAAGAGAUUGAAAGAAGAGAUGAAAACUCCAACGCCAUUCGACAAAAUACGAAAAUUCUUCUCCAAAGGAAAGAAAGAUACAAAAUCUGCUGUCAGUGAAUCAUCUAUGAACAAAACUGAAAAUAUUAAUAGUGGAUUAGCUGAUUGCCGGCCUAUCAGUAGUUUAAGUCUCCGUAGUAUCUCCAGUUCAUCCUCAUCUGGUAGAAUGAGCACUGUCAGCGGUUGCAGCGGUGCCAGCUUGGGCGACAGUGGAACUCAUUCCGACUCCGAAGACAGAAGACUCCAAAAUAUCAGAGAUGAGAAAGCUGGCAUGACAUCCUACGAGAUACCACCCGCGCCUAAGCCAUUUACAGGCAGAUAUUCACCAGCAUCCGGUUAUUCUCCAUCACCGAGUGUUUCUAUUUCGCGUGAUCUUGAUUUCCGACAUACUCAAUCAUCGUCCAGAGCCGAUAACGAGUACUAUAUCGCGUUCCCACCGUCAGGAUUACCCGUUCAUGCGUUUAAAGCGGACGGUUCUCCGAGGGAACCGGACACGCCGAACUCAUUAUGCGAUCAUCCGAGAUAUCACGACUUCCAAAAUGUUUCGCCGGACAAACCUCAAGAAGAAACUGAAGGGAUAAAACACGUUGCCAGUAACAGUUAUACUAACAUCGAACCGAUAUCGUCAAAUUUCAUUCCAGUCGUGCCGCCAGGAAUGUGCAUCCCAGACUGCACGAGUAAUGAAUCAACAUCUGCCGAUUCCGUUCACGUAGAUCGGCAAGUUGCGGGAGAACGUCACCUUGACGAUACUGCCGAAGCGUGUUCCGAUACCACAAAAGUGAAACCGUCGUUCGCUCAACCUGCCAUUGACGAGAUCGACUCCGCACUCGCUAUUCGAGGUCAAGAGACCGUCGGGACGACACACGAUGAGGAAAACGUAUCGACAAAUUUGUCGAACGUUUCGAGAAACAUGAACGAGGCCACCGAAAUUAGAAUGCCGGAAUACAUGAACCUUGCUGUUAAUAUAGGUCACGAUGCCGCCAAGAUUCUCGGCGCCAUACCAAAGAAAUUGCCUGCACCACCCGUGCCACCAAGAGGUACGGAGAGGCUUGAGUACCAAGGAUGCAUUUAUUAUUAAUUUUUAAGACUCACUAGUAUAUAAUCGUAAAAUGUAUUUUAUA